CAGGUAAUGCAUGAAUGGUUUCCGUUACCAGGCAACACAUCGCGACAAUUCAUGCGUGUCGCUCGCUGUUUUACUUUUCGCAUCUUACAAUUUUGGUUUUCUUGGAUCUGACGUUUUGUAUUCAGCAGAAAUAAGAUGACACAAGUCGCUUUGCCCCUUCCGAGGGCGCAAUCUUUUCCGUUGUAUACAAGAGAAGCAAUGGCGACCGUGGCACCACGUCCUUCCACUAGAGGCAGUGCGAAACAGAAGAAUGCCCCUCCCCCUCGUGUUGGGCCGGGGAGUAAAUUUGAGUCCGUCCCGACUACAGUUUCCAGACAUAUGAAACGAUACAGCAAUAUGAUUGUAGUGGAUUUUGAUACGGUUAACUUGAAGAGCAUCCCCGAGGAAGUCUACGCCAAUGAAGAUCUGAUGUUGCAGACCCAGAUAUUGAAAGCUCAGAACAAUAAACUGAAGAAAUUGCCCAGAAGUUUGUCUGCUUUGCAAGGCUUGAAGGAAAUGGACGUUCAGAACAAUGUACUAGGUGCAAUACCAGCCUCGAUAUCUCGGCUCAAAAAGUUAAACCAUCUCAAUGCCGCAGACAACAAAAUAAAGGCAAUUCCUAAGACAAUCCACAAAGCCACGGGACUCGAGACAUGCGUCAUGUCAAAUAACAAAAUAAAAAAGUUACCGAAAAACAUCGGAGCCGCCCCGAACAUGAUAAUGCUUGACGUUUCAAAUAAUUCUAUCAAAACCCUUCCCGUGUCGAUAUAUCGGCUCCCGAAAGCGAUCGACGCUUCUGGAAAUAUGAUUGAAGCUCUCCCGACGAUUAAAAUCACAAAAAAAGCGAAAGGAAACAUCGCAGUUAUCAAUUUUUCGAAUAAUAAACUCUCAAGAUUACCAGAAGAUUUGGACAAACUGCAUAGAUUAACGAGCAUUGAUGUCUCUGGAAAUCUGUUGGAACAAUUACCACCAGCCAUAGGAGCUUUGCGUUACUUGAACAAACUCGAUGCGUCUCACAAUCAACUGGAUUCGAUACCCGGGACAAUCUGUACUCCUGGUUCUGGAUUGGCUGUGAUCAACUUAAGCAAUAAUAGAUUGUACCAACUCCCAGACGGUAUCGGUUCUCUCCGAAGACUACGAAUUCUGAAUCUGGCUGAGAAUAAGUUAACUAAACUACCAGGGGAUUUCAGUGGGAUGGUCUCACUACAACACCUUGAUAUGUCUGGGAAUGAGUUAAUAUCUAUCAAUGGAAUUUUUGGGCUCCCUCGUCUGGAAACAUUACUCGCUCCAAGAAACAAGUUGACAACUCUACCAGAUCAAUUUGGGGAAUUCAGGUGGUUGAGGACGGUUGACUUUUCAGAGAAUCAAUUGUCCGUCAUUCCUCAUUCAAUCGGUCAGUUGAAGGGGCUAAAGUACCUUAUUUUACAUCACAAUAAGAUUGAAGAGAUUCCGUCCAUACUCGGGUUAUAUCAAUUACUGGCAACACUCGACUUGAGCGACAAUGAGUUAGUGGAAGCGCCAGAAGACAUGAGGAAAUUCAGAUCUCUGCAGACCCUUCUGCUGGCAAGAAAUCAGCUUUCUCAGAUGCCAAAAAGCUUCAAAUUCUUGGAAAAUCUUCAAACACUUGACAUAACAGGGAAUAGCUAUGUUACUUUGGUCCCGCCAGAUAAUGCAUCAAAGGUUCUCACAACAUUGAAAAUAGCCGGUAACCCAUGGCGACUCCCGCCAGGUGCUGGGGAGGAUAACAGGAGUUUUAUAACAAAGAUCCACAGAGAAUUGCACAUGGUGUUGACCUGUCUUGACUUAUCUAACGUUGAAAUGGAUGAAUUCCCGAUACAUCUGUGCGUCUGCAGACAACUUACUGAAUUGAGGGUUGCAAACAAUAAUUUAAAAGUUCUUCCGACAGAAGUUGGAAGACUCAGAAGCCUUCAGAUACUCGAUGUUUCUAAUAAUCAUAUUGAAGUUAUCCCAGAGCAAGUUGGACGACUCUUCCAUCUUCGAGAACUGAACUUCUCAAAGAACGAAGUUUUAGUUUUCACGCCUUCUCUUAUACACUUGAGGUCGCUACAGACACUAGAUUUGUCGAAAAAUCAGAUCCGAGUUUUGCCAGAAAAUUUCGGAGAUUUGAAGAAAUUGAAAUACAUGAAUUUAUCAGGCAACCGACUUCCAACUAUCCCGAAUGAUCGUAUCGAUGUUUUGGCCUCACUGAUCGAACUCAACGUCUCGGAUAACAGAGUAAAGGAAGUCCCGAUGGAUUUGCCUUAUUUGUAUAGAAUGCAGUUUCUGAAUCUUCAUACAAACGAUAUCACUGGGCUCCCUGGCGACAUCUGGAGGAUGAAAUCACUCGAGAAACUCGAUCUUGGCGACAACUUGAUUGAAUCGUUACCAGAAGGGAUUGGGAAACUACCUGUUGCCAAGGAAAUUGAUGUUUCUGACAACAAGAUCAUGACCUGGCCAAAAUGCAUGGUGACCUUGAGAUCAAAGGUUAAAGUUGAGGAAGGAACACAAAACUCAAAGAAGGUUCGACCUCUGAGAGAAGACGAGGAAGAAGAGAAAAAGGAAGAAGCGGAAGAAAAAGAAACCAAAGGAAAGAAAGGAAAAGGAGGGAAAGGUUCUCGUCCAAAAACUGCUGAAAAUGGGAAACAAGUUGCAAAGACCAGUCCGAAAUCACCACGGAAACGUAAAUGAUGUCAUCAAUGACAUCAUAAUAUGCUUGAGAAGCAAUUGAAUUGUUUUGUAAUAAAUACUGCACCCAUUCACUGUCAUUGUUUUAUAAUAAUUAUUUCAUUAUUUUAUCUUAAUUAAACUAACACAAAUCGCAACACUCAACUGAAAUUCAAGGAAUUCAAAAAAAAAAUCUUCAACACCAGCUAGUGGCUGGGGGGAAUCAAUAAUGCCGCUUGCUUAUAGAAAACAACCUGCCAAUGGACUUUAAAAUUAUUAUCAGUUUUUGACGCAAAAUCAAUUGCGAAUAAUGAAUUAUUUUAGAGAGUAGCCAUUCCAAGCUUACUUAUUAAAACUUACAUUUGUUACAGCUUUUCAGAUAUUUGGCUCGCAGCACUAGAUAAAACAAAAUAAAUUCUGUAGUAAAAAUUUUUCCUCUAAAUCACUCUGGUUCUCUCAACCAGUGGGCCAUGGUUGGGCCACAGAAAGAAGUUGAGUUGGCCACAGAAAUAUUUAAAAUUGCUAUUUGUAUCACUAUACUUAGUUUCAAUUGUAGUACCAAUGAUUGACGAUGCUGUUUUCUGCUACUGUAUGGUCAUUUUAAUUCUAAUUAAAAAAGGGAAAGUGGGCAUUUUCACAGAAAGAUUUUGAUUUUUCACGUAGUUUUUCCCUCGCAGAAAAAAUUUUAAUGGGCCACAAAAGAAAAUUUUUGAGAACUACUGCUUUAAAUGAUAGACAAGUUCUCAAUAUAUCUUACUUAGAUCUGACAGCGGCACUCGAAUUGGUGUGAACGCGUAUAUAAUUGGGCCUAGCGCAUUAUCCGCUGGCCAUUUAUAAUCACAAUUAUUUUUUUACUGAUAAAACAAUUUUAUAUCAUGUAUAGUUCAAUUUAAGCAUUAUGUACAAAGUAAAAAUCUAUAUUUUUAUAUAAUUAACGUUAAUUAUCACAGAUUUUUUAUUCUCAUUUUCUAUUCAGAAAAGCCCAGAUUUUACGUGAAUUUGGGAAAUGGUUUAAAUACAUGGUCAUGCUGAAAUUCAUAUUCUCU
Molecule: messenger RNA, 3689 nt
Organism: Styela clava
Lineage: Eukaryota; Metazoa; Chordata; Ascidiacea; Stolidobranchia; Styelidae
Cellular component (GO): cytoplasm
Molecular function (GO): protein binding
Source: RefSeq, a predicted model, not a curated record